Molecule: messenger RNA, 1590 nt
Organism: Didymosphaeria variabile
Lineage: Eukaryota; Fungi; Ascomycota; Dothideomycetes; Pleosporales; Didymosphaeriaceae
Gene: NPR2
Product: Nitrogen permease regulator 2
Exons: 3
Coding region: 1-1590 (529 amino acids)
Biological process (GO): positive regulation of autophagy; negative regulation of TORC1 signaling
Cellular component (GO): GATOR1 complex; vacuolar membrane
Molecular function (GO): GTPase activator activity
Source: RefSeq, a predicted model, not a curated record
AUGCCUACGCGCGCGAUCAAGGCCAUCUUCUUCACGCGCUUUCACCACGAGAAAGGCUCCCGCGUCCUCCAUCAAAUUCCCGAGGGCAGUAUAACGCCGUCUUCCGCACCUUCCGCUCUGCGCGCCCCGCUCUUCUCCUUCGACUCUGCCACGCCCUACCUCAUUCCCACCCAACAGUUCUGCGAUCGCCUCCUCACCUUCUGUGUCAACCACUACCGCGUCAUUGGGUAUCCCGUCUGCAUCCGGGAAGGCAGAUACUCCAGGAAUGAGUUCAUCUUCAAUUGGUCGAUCGUUGUUGAGGAGAGUUUGUCGGAUUGGGUUGCGUAUGGAGAGGUGGUGAGGAAGGUCGGACGAUUGCUAAGAGGCCUCGAAGAGCAGGGUGGUUUUGUGAGUGGAGAGGAGGAUGAAAUGGGUGUUUGGGAAGACGACAAAGAGGAUAGGGCGUGGAGGACGGGGAGUGGGAGUAAGGUUUUCGCCUUGUGUGAGAUGUUGCUGGAGGAUUUGAAUAACUAUGCUGAGUGUAUGAUUCCAAUUGAUGAUUCCAAUACGAUUAACUUGAAGCUUUUUCGUACGCGCCCGCCUCCACCGCCCAUUCAUGCUCAUCAAGUCCCUGUCUUGACUAUCAGUCUAUCGUCUCUCAACACGCCAAUUUCCUCUGAUCUCACGCUGAAUCGCAUCCUGCCUUACAUCAAUGGCAUUCACAGCGUUGCGCAUAUCGCGCAGCUUGCCGACACGGACCUCAGUCUCACGCGCAAGGCGUUCCAACAUCUAGUCUUCUACGGAUGCCUUGUACUGCUAGAUGUGUUCAGCUUUGCGGCGGUUUACGCGCCAACCGCCGAAAUCGGGGGUUUUAUUGUAGACGAAGCAGUUCAAGAGGAGUGCGUCCGGUACGUCCGGGUGCCUCGUGUACGAUGGAAAGGUCCGAGUACCACUACGACUCGGAUGGGGAGCGAGGCUUCAGUAACAGGAUCAUCCCGCGACUCCCGCUCUUCCAUCUCAUCAAAUGCCUCAACAUCCUCAGCCCAAAGCGACGCCCUCUCCACCACCGACAGCCUCACCAACCCCCCCGGUCCUCUAUCCCCCGACGAAGGAACCCAUGACAUUCCCCAUGAAACCCUUAUCACACUAUACACCAGUCUCCGCCAAGGUCUCUCUCUCCGCCAAUGGGUUCUCGACAACCUCGAUCUCCUCCGCGGCAUCGACGUCCGGCGCCUGAUCACUUUCGGCAUUAUCAAAGGCUUUCUGUACAGAAUCCAUAAAUACGCCGUCGCAACCAGCACGAACGUCGCAGUACCGCCUGCGCCGCCAACAAGCUUGCAAAGCAACUCGACCAGCACAGCGCCCUCCACGCACGGCGCCGCCGCCUCAGACACGUCUACGAUCCGCAAUCAUGCUUACCCUCACCACCGCGAGAGUGCCGCAGGUGCCGCAUCACAUGUUCAGCACAGGCCUUCUGUGGCAUCGAGUCUAUUUGCGCCCGGUGGGGAAAGAAGGCUGGAGGACAUCACGAGGUUAGAUAGUAUUAUUAGUGGUGAAGAGAUGGGUGGGGAGGGGACUGAUGAGGUUUUUGGAUGGGAUGCAUUGUUUUGA